AGUAGUAGUAGUAGUAGUAGUAGUAGUAGUAGUAGUAGUAGUAGUAGUAGUAGUAGUAGUAGUAGUAGUAGUAGUAGUAGUAGUAGUAGUAGUAGUAGUAGUAGUAGUAGUAGUAGUAGUAGUAGUAGUAGUAGUAGUAGUAGUAGUAGUAGUAGUAGUAGUAGUAGUAGUAGUAGUAGUAGUAGUAGUAGUAGUAGUAGUAGUAGUAGUAGUAGUAGUAGUAGUAGUAGUAGUAGUAGUAGUAGUAGUAGUAGUAGUAGUAGUAGUAGUAGUAGUAGUAGUAGUAGUAGUAGUAGUAGUAGUAGUAGUAGUAGUAGUAGUAGUAGUAGUAGUAGUAGUAGUAGUAGUAGUAGUAGUAGUAGUAGUAGUAGUAGUAGUAGUAGUAGUAGUAGUAGUAGUAGUAGUAGUAGUAGUAGUAGUAGUAGUAGUAGUAGUAGUAGUAGUAGUAGUAGUAGUAGUAGUAGUAGUAGUAGUAGUAGUAGUAGUAGUAGUAGUAGUAGUAGUAGUAGUAGUAGUAGUAGUAGUAGUAGUAGUAGUAGUAGUAGUAGUAGUAGUAGUAGUAGUAGUAGUAGUAGUAGUAGUAGUAGUAGUAGUAGUAGUAGUAGUAGUAGUAGUAGUAGUAGUAGUAGUAGUAGUAGUAGUAGUAGUAGUAGUAGUAGUAGUAGUAGUAGUAGUAGUAGUAGUAGUAGUAAUAGUAGUGCCGGAGUGAGCCACGAGGGAUUACUGGGUGACAGGGAAGAUAUAUCUCGGCGUAGGCAGCUGGCCACAGGUGAGUUUCAAAGGCUUUGGCCACUGUGGGUGAGAGGCUCGCAGUUCUACCCAUCUAUCUCGGAGGAACUAUUAUUAACGUCGUUGGAGUUUGCCAGAGGCUUCCCGUCGGUGUCUUCGGAGGACCAGGAAACAAUCCUCCAUCCACGGAAAUCCCUGCUAUUCGGCCUCGGGAAAGAGUGGAUGAAGAAGGGAAGCGGAGUAUUCGAUGUGACGAUGGGAUGCUAUGCCGGUGCUGAAGUCUGUAAGUUGGUCGGUACGCUGGCCCUUGCCAAACUAUCCGAGGUGUACAUUGGCAGUGACAUCGGACUCUACCGCAACGAUGGGCUGGCAGUAUUCCGGAACGUAUCGGGACCAGAAGUGAACAGGAUCAGAAAGCACAUGACCAAAGUUUUCAACAGCCUAGGACUAAAAAUUACCAUCCAGAAAACCUGA
Messenger RNA from Sycon ciliatum, 1203 nucleotides. RefSeq lists its product as uncharacterized. Lineage: Eukaryota; Metazoa; Porifera; Calcarea; Leucosolenida; Sycettidae. The transcript has 3 exons. The annotation marks the transcript as partial. The record is from RefSeq and is a predicted model, not a curated record.